This is a messenger RNA of Rhizophagus irregularis DAOM 181602=DAOM 197198, 1338 nucleotides long. RefSeq lists its product as uncharacterized. Gene Ontology annotation, molecular function: electron-transferring-flavoprotein dehydrogenase activity; flavin adenine dinucleotide binding. The record is from RefSeq and is a predicted model, not a curated record. NCBI's taxonomy places the organism in Eukaryota, Fungi, Glomeromycota, Glomeromycetes, Glomerales, Glomeraceae. Gene Ontology annotation, cellular component: cytoplasm.
AAAAAAAAAAAAAAAAAAUUUGAAAAUUUAAAUUUCAUAAAUACCAAAAAUCCAACCUUUUAUUAUCGUUUAAAAAAUGUCUGUUCAAACAAUUGUAAUCGUUGGAGGCGGCUAUGGGGGUUACGCAGUUGCCCAAAAACUUGCCAGUAAAUUUAAUAAAUCUCAAUCUCAUCAAAUUAUUUUAAUUGAAAGAAAAUCUCAUUUUUAUCAUAGUGUUGCGGGAUUAAGAACGGUAGUUGAAGAUGGAUUUGAAGAGAAAGUAUCCAUUCCAUAUGAUCACUUAUUUGAUAAACAUGGACAGGGUAAAUUAAUUCAUGGUACUGUAAUAAAAUUAAACAAAAAUGAUCUUAUUGUAAGAACAAAUGAUGGAGAAGAACAAAAUAUCACAUUCGAAAUCGCCGUGAUUGCUACUGGAAGUAAUUAUCCCCGUCCUGCUAAAUUUGACGCAGAGAAUAAAGAAGACGGUACUAAAGAGAUUAUAAGACAACGUGAAGCUGUGAAAAAUGCCCAAAAAAUUUUAAUUGUUGGAGGCGGACCCGUCGGUAUUGAAUUGGCCGGUGAAAUAGCAUCCGUUUAUGAGAAUAAAAAAGAAGUUACACUUGUGCAUGGAGAAGACAAUUUACUUUCCCCUAAUUUCCCGAAUAAAUUAAGAGAUUCACUUGCAAACCAGCUUAAAGAUUUAAACGUUAAAUUAAUUCUUGGGGAUAGAAUCGAUUUUCAAAAAAAUAAUAUCGGAGAUGGAUUAUCGAAAUUAACAAUUACGACUGAAAAAGAGCAAGUUAUUGAAUCUGACGUACAAUUUGUUGCUAUUGGAGCAAAACCAAACACAUCAUUAGUUGAAUCAUUAAAUGGUUCUUUAGUAGACGAAAAUAGUCAUUUAGUUAAAGUUAAACCAACUCUCCAAUUAGAUUUAAAUGACGAAUAUAAUCAUAUCUUUGCUAUUGGAGAUAUCACAAAUGUCCCAGAAACCAAAUUAGCCUUUAGAGCUGGAUUACAUGCCGAUUUAGUUAGCAAAAAUAUAUCAUCCUUUAUAGAUAAUAAAAAAUUGGAAGAAUAUAAACCUAUGAAAGAAACUAUGUUUGUUACUAUAGGAAAGAAAGGUGGUGCAGGCCUUUUACCAAUGUUUGGUGGAUUGGUUGUCGGAUCAAUGAUGGUUAGAAAUUUAAAGGGAAAACAUCUUUUUGUUGAUAAAUAUCGGAAAGAACUUAAUGCUCCUACACAAUGAAUUAAUUAACUAUAAUUAUUGUGGAUAGUAUGAAUUUUUCUUUUUUUCUUUAUAAAUUAAUCUAAUUUUUUAAAUAUAACCAGUUGUUAUUAUUAAUAAUUAUAUUAUAAUUA